AUAUAAUGAAUGGACGGUUCUAUGUGUAAAAUAUGCUGCGCUUUGGCGCAUAAAACGGAGAGGAUAACACUUUUGCGAUGAACCUUGUCUUACAAGAUCCUGCGCUGCUGCUGCUAUUGCGUGAUGUACAUCACGCCCUUGCACACGGCGUUGCCACCCACGUUAGUUUUAGAAAAUACGUCCAUAGCGUUAGGAGAUGUUGCCAUCAAUGCCGAUUUUGCAAGGUUAGUGCCAACCUCCUUGAGGUGGCCAGCUUAAUAAGCCGCACAUUGGCCAAUGGAUACAGGGAACUGACUGUAUUUUUGGUUGUGGAGGAAGAAAGGCAGCUGUAUUCAACAUUUGUACUUGAUUACAUCCAAUCUUUGUACGCUCUGGUAAUACAGACCUACGCACGAUACGGGGCCGAUGUGGGUUUUUGUUUACCUGGUGAUACAGUUGGGAUACUGAAUCCUAACACCCACAAUCUUACAGUGCUACCGCUGUACGACUGGCGAGGUCUACUAGAUCGAGCGCCACAAUGCUCGUAUUUUGACUCUAGGUCCGAGCUUAAAUUCCUCAUGGUCGAUGGUACACCGUAUGUGUUUGCAGAAUUCUACAACGAACUCGCUAGGCGAGGCUACGUUGUUGACGCUACCUGGGAUUCGACAGUCUAUCUGUCAACCCAAGUGCAUCGAAGUUGCAAUGGCACAACUUUAGAUCACGCUUCAUCAGAAGAUUCGGCCUUUUCUCAAGAUGAUAUUGACAAUCAGCCUAAAAAUGGCAUAGUCUGUGUUAACCGCAACACUGCAGUUGAUAGCAGUUUAAGUAUGGCAUAUGCCAAUACAGGCCAGUUAGACCCCCUUGGUCAUUACCAGGGCAGCUUGGAAGUAAAUACCUUUGAAAUGCCAAGUGUAAUUAAACGCAAUAUUGUCGACCCAAUUAACGGUGAGACACAGGCCAAUGUGGAUCAUGUUGUCCCUCGCUUUGAAAGGUCUACCUCUAUGCCAUGUUGUUCAGUGUUAACCAAUAAUGUGGGCGUAUCGGAUCACUCAAUGCACACUUCAUUAUCUUUCCAGGAUUCCGGAGAUACGGAGAUACUACGUCUCCUCAGGGAAGUGGAUUGUCUAGCGACGUAUGACAGCAAUCAUGAUCAGGUAACCAGGGAAAUACUCUUUUUCGACAAGGUGAUGUGUUGUGGUACAUUCGAUUGCUUGCACUUUGGCCAUAAGUACCUACUUCUUGCUGCAUUCCUUAGCUGCUACCGGGCUUUACAUAUAGGUAUAACAGCACCUGAUGCAAUGCUGAGCAAGAAGAUAGACUUUUCACUUAUACAGAACUUGGAAAAACGUAGAGAUGCCGUGAAGCGCUACAUGUGCAUGUUACAGGUGCUUUAUGGUCCCAGGACCGUGGUGACACCACUGACGCCAAACAUCGCAGAAGGAAGCACAGUAGUCAGUUACCACAAUUGUGACUUCUUUUCUUAUCGAACAGUGCCGGUGGCACUACAAAAGUGCACAAAACUGUCGUACCGUGAGUUCCGAGCCCCAAACAGGGCACGCAACAAGACUGAUCAGGUAAAUGCUUUGGGCCCGAUAGUGACGACGUUUGAUCUUAUGGAUCAAUAUGGCCCAGCUGGUGUUAUACAGGAUUCCUUCGCACUUGUUAUAUCACCGGAAUCGCUACCAGGAGCUGAAAAGGUGAACAACUUAAGGCGUUCCAAGGGUCUCAAGGUAUGGCCGUUACUUUCUGCUGGCUUUGUUUUACACCCUGACCACAAUACACGCAGGAAGAGUCUCAAAAAAGUGAGUUCAUCCUGGAUUCGUAGCGGUUUGAAAUCGAUAAACUGAGACCCUUGGUCUUUUUACCA
Messenger RNA from Babesia bovis T2Bo, 1846 nucleotides. RefSeq lists its product as uncharacterized. Lineage: Eukaryota; Apicomplexa; Aconoidasida; Piroplasmida; Babesiidae. The record is from RefSeq and is a predicted model, not a curated record. The transcript has 2 exons. Bases 78 to 1826 code for a protein of 582 amino acids.